This is a messenger RNA of Oreochromis niloticus (Nile tilapia), 11192 nucleotides long. It is a transcript of the gene atrn, whose product is annotated as attractin. Gene Ontology annotation, molecular function: protein binding. The transcript has 29 exons. The record is from RefSeq and is a predicted model, not a curated record. Gene Ontology annotation, cellular component: Golgi apparatus. Lineage: Eukaryota; Metazoa; Chordata; Actinopteri; Cichliformes; Cichlidae. The coding region runs from base 256 to 4377 and encodes 1373 amino acids.
GCGCAUUUCCGUUGUCGUGACGUCACUUCUGGAUGUAAAUAUGCGGCUUGGUGCGGCGCUGGGAAACACAACCACUGGAAAGAUGUAAACCAAGUAACCGGCGAAAACCAGGUUCAGCGAAGACACUAAACCUUCCCUCCAGGGAAACCGUACCUCUGGUCCAAUAAACGGAACUACAUCAACAGGUAGCUCGUCGGCUCGCUAUCUCCGAAGUCAGCGGAGCGCCUGCAUCUAGCAGCCAUCUUUUGUGAGAGAAUGUACGGGGCGACGCGGCGGGCCUGCUCGGGCUCUGGUCGGGACCGGAGCUUGCUGAUGCUGACCACCGCGCUCCUUCUCUCGGUUAUCGGGCUGCUGUCCGGCUUGCCUGGCUUCACCGAGGCCAAGGAGUGCGAUAAGCCGUGUAUGAACGGCCAGUGUAACACCGCCACUGGCGAAUGUGUAUGUUUUCCCGGCUGGGUUGGGGACCAAUGCCAGCACUGCGGAGGGCGAUUCAGACUAACGGGGCCCUCUGGUUAUCUGACUGACGGCCCAGGAAACUACAAAUACAAGACCAAGUGCACCUGGCUCAUUGAGGGACAGCCCAACACCAUUCUGCGAUUACGGUUCAACCACUUUGCUACUGAAUGCAGCUGGGACCACCUCUACGUGUACGAUGGCGACUCCAUCUAUGCGCCUCUCCUGGCGGCUUUCAGCGGUCUGAUUGUUCCUGAGCGAUAUGGGAACGAGACCGUCCCGGAGGUGGUGUCUCAAUCUGGCUACGCCCUGUUGCACUUCUUCAGCGAUGCUGCCUACAACCUGACUGGCUUCAACAUUUCCUACCGAGUGAACACCUGUCCCAACAACUGCUCUGGCCAUGGAGAGUGUCAGGUGGGGAACUCCACUUCUUCUGUGUACUGCAAGUGCGAAACCUACUGGAAGGGGGAAGCCUGUGACAUCCCGUACUGCCUGGCUGACUGCGGGGAACCUGAAAGAGGCAGUUGCAAGGACAAGACCUGCGUCUGUAAGACUGGGUGGCAAGGUCCUGACUGCUCCGUCUCGGUUCCUGCCAAUUCCUCUUUUUGGAGCCGAGAGGAGUACACUGAGGCCGGGCUGGCCAGGGCUUCCCACAAGGCUGUAGUUGAGCAGGGCGUCAUGUGGGUCAUCGGAGGCUACGUCUUUAACGCCUCCGACUAUCACAUGGUCAAAGCGUAUAACAUCAGCAGCAAGACAUGGAUGAGCCUCGACCCCUCCGUCAACACUGUCACACCACGAUACGGCCACUCGCUAGCCCUGCACGAGGGUAAGAUCUACAUGUAUGGCGGAAAGAUCGAUGCUACAGGAAAUGUCUCCAGCCAGCUGUGGGUUUUCCACAUCCAGAAUCAGACCUGGGUCCUUUUAAGCCCCAGGGCCAAGGAGCAGUACGCCGUGGUGGGACACUCUGCCCACAUUGUGCCUCCUGUCCACGAGGGGGACGGUCCCGUCAUGCUAGUUCUGUUCGGGCACUGUCCUCUGUACGGUUACAUCAGCCAGGUGCAAGAGUACAAUAUUGCCAAGAACACAUGGAGCAUCGUGUCUACAGAUGGUGCCCUGGUCCAGGGGGGCUAUGGCCACAGCAGUGUGUUUGACCCCAGCACCAGAGCCAUCUACAUCCACGGUGGCUACAAAGCCUUCAGCGCCAACAAGUAUGGCCUAGCAGGAGACCUGUACAAGUUUGAUGUGGGCAAGAGGAAAUGGACCAUUCUGAGAGACAGCGGCUUCUUCCGGUACCUCCACACAGCAGUGAUGGUUAGUGGGAUGAUGCUGGUGUUUGGUGGAAAUACGCACAACGACACAUCCAUGAGCCACGGCGCCAAGUGCUUCUCAUCGGACUUCUUGGCCUACAAUUUAGCAUGUGAUGAGUGGACAGUGUUACCCCGACCGGACCUGUACCACGAUGUCAACCGCUUCGGACACUCUGCAGUCUUCAGUGAUGGCGUUAUGUACGUGUUCGGUGGCUUUAACAGUCUACUGCUCAGCGAUGUCCUCACGUACACCUCGCCCAGCUGCUCGGCCUUUUCCAGCCCGACGUCCUGCAGCCAGGCCUGGCCAGGAAUUCACUGCGUGUGGAACGCCACCCAGGAGGCCUGCCUGCCUUGGGAAAGCGACGUUAUCGGCACUGAACAGCAGCAGCAGCCCUCCUGCAACACGAGAUCAUACGGUGAUGCUGAGAGAUGUGACCAGUAUACCGACUGUUACAGCUGCACUGCCAACACCAACGGCUGCCAGUGGUGUUCGAGCCAAUGCGUGUCUCUCGGAAGUAACUGCACCUCUGCAUCGGGGGCCAUAGCCGAGUAUGAAGUUUGCCCCAAGGACAACCCGUCGUACGUGUGCAACAAGAAAACAAGCUGCAAGAGCUGUGCUGUGGACCAAAACUGUCAGUGGGAUUCUCGCAACCAAGAGUGCAUCUCGCUGCCAGAGAACGUGUGUGGUGAAAGCUGGCACCUGGUGGGCAACUCUUGUCUGAAAUUCAUCACGACCAAGGACUCGUAUGAUAACGCCAAGCUGACCUGCAGGAACCACAACGCCGUCCUGGCUUCUCUGACCACGCAAAAGAAGGUGGACUUUGUCCUGAAGGAGCUGCAGAUAAUGAGCGUGGUGUACAAGGCCACUGUGACGCCGUGGGUAGGGCUCAGGAAAAUCAACGUGUCCUACUGGUGCUGGGAGGACAUGUCGCCGUUCACCAACACCACCCUGCAAUGGCUGCCGGGCGAGCCAAGCGACGCCGGGUUUUGCGGCUACCUGGCCGAGCCGGCAGCCACCGGACUGAAAGCUCAAACCUGCAUAAGCCCGGUGAAUGGCAGCCUGUGCGAACGACCAGCCAACCACAGUGCCAAGCAGUGCCGGACACCCUGCGCCAUGAGAACCACCUGCAGCGAAUGCACCAGCAGCAGCAGCUCAGAGUGCAUGUGGUGCAGCAACAUGAAGCAGUGCGUCGACUCCAACGCCUAUGUAGCCUCCUUCCCCUUUGGCCAGUGUAUGGAGUGGUACACCAUGAACACUUGUCCACCGGAGAACUGUUCUGGAUACAGAACGUGCGGGCAGUGUCUGGACCAGCCGGGCUGCGGUUGGUGCACUGACCCCAGUAACACGGGCAAAGGUCAGUGCAUCGAGGGUUCCUACCGCGGGCCCUUCCAGACCUCUGUCCCGGCCCCUUCCACCCUUCCUGGUCUGCCCGCCAAUCCUCAGCCGGCCCUCAACGCCAGCAUGUGCCCGAGCGAAUCAAAGUACAACUGGUCCUUCAUUCACUGCCCAGCUUGUCAGUGUAAUGGUCACAGCCAGUGUGUCAACGAAAGCAUCUGUGAGAAGUGCGAGGACCUGACAACCGGCCGACACUGCGAGAGCUGCAUCUCCGGCUUCUACGGAGAUCCGACCAACGGGGGCAGCUGCCAGCCCUGCAAGUGUAAUGGCCACGCAAGCAUGUGCAACCCUAACAAUGGCAAGUGCUUCUGUACAACCAAGGGCAUCAAAGGAGACAGAUGCCACCUGUGUGAAGUCGAGAACCGCUACCAAGGCAACCCCCUCAAAGGAACAUGCUAUUACACGCUACUCAUCGACUACCAGUUCACCUUCAGCCUGUCGCAGGAAGACGACCGCUACUACACGGCCAUCAACUUUGUGGCCACACCUGAGGAGCCAAACCGAGAUCUAGACAUGUUCAUAAAUGCCUCCAAGAACUUCAAUCUGAAUGUAACCUGGGCCACCAGCUUCACCGCGGGCACCCAGGCCGGAGAGGAGAUCCCCAUCGUCUCUCGGAGCAACAUUAAAGAGUUCAAAGAAAGCUUUUCCAAUGAGAACUUUGAUUUCCGAAACAGCCCCAACAUUACUUUCUUCGUCUACGUCAGUAACUUCACGUGGCCCAUCAAGAUCCAAAUUGCCUUCUCCCAGCACAGUAACUUCAUGGAUCUGGUGCAGUUCUUUGUCACAUUCUUCAGCUGCUUCCUGUCCCUGCUCCUGGUGGCUGCCGUAGUUUGGAAGAUCAAACAGAGCUGCUGGGCGUCACGGCGGCGAGAGCAACUGCUGAGGGAGAUGCAGCAGAUGGCCAGCCGGCCUUUUGCCACCAUCAACGUCGCCUUGGAGACUGAGGAGGAGCCGCCUGACCUCAUAGGAGGAAACGUCAAGUCCGUCCCAAAACCCAUUGCCCUCGAGCCUUGCUUUGGCAACAAAGCCGCCGUGCUCUCCAUCUUUGUACGGUUACCCAGGGGCACCGGCGGAAUCCCUCCUCCUGGACAGUCUGGUUUGGCCGUGGCCAGCGCGCUGGUCGAUGUAUCUCAGCAGAUGUGUGUGGGGUACAAGGAGAAGUCUGGGGGACUGAGGAACCGUAAACAGCAGCCCACAGCGCAGCCAUCCACCUGCAUCUGACUGCAUCCCCUGUCCUCUUCUACCAUCCCAACACCAAAAGCUCUCCCAUCAGCCUCCCCCACCCUCCCCUCGCCUCAGCCCCAUCCUUCAGAGACUCCCACCAGCUCUGUUCUGGCAGGGAGAGGUGCAUGCUGGGACGCAGGACUUGAACGUUUUGGUAAAGGGGGCCGAGACAUCUGGCAGACUGCAGCUUCAGAGGUCUCCCCCUUCCUGUCCUCCUACAGGAACUUUGAUGCUUGGAGUCCCCUCGAACUGAUCGACAGAAACUAGACACAGAGAGGGGGGAGGGAGGGAGGAAGGAAGGGACAGAGCGGGUGCUGACCCCUCCCCUCCCCCUCAAUGAAACAUUUUACAUUUGUCGACACCACCUCGUUAGUCGAGGCGGCCACGGCUUGCUGCUAGAAGAGAUCCUUGUCUCGUAGUUUUUGACAAAAACAAAAAACAAUACAAAAAAAUCCAGAGACUUUGCGACCGUCUAUGUUCGCAUUUUAUUUAAGUUAUUGUUGUUCUUUGUUUUGUAUUGUGUUAUUUCAGAGGCAGGAACAAAACUGGACACGCUCGGUUGGACAUGCACACACAAAAACGCAUAACACACACUUCAGCAAGCCCUUGUACCCAUUUGUAGCCCAUUGUCACCUGCUGUCAUGUUCACAGCUCAGCACUGAGGGCUGUUGUCACUGGAGUCCUGCACAGUUUGGCCUCCGAGCAAGCUAACAGCAUGUUCAGUCUUCCUUUAAUGAGGAUCCACUGUAGGAGGUUGCCUGUGUAGCCAGAGCCCAUUUAAAGAGUGUGUGACAUUUCAAUCGGCCUAUGUGUCUUCUCCCACUGCCCACUCUUGCGGCCUGUCUGGAGCUUCGUCUCUCCGUCUCUGGCCAUUUGGCUGCCGAGCUGUCCGCCGUGCAAGGCAAGACCGCUGCAAUGCCUCACCCGUGCUGGCCGGCUGGCUGCUGGAUCGCCAGUGCAAUUGAAGCUUUUCCAGCUAAUUACUCUUCCAGUUGUAAUGAAAGCCAAUGGCAGUAUUCAAGGCUCUCACACACACAAACACACACACACACACACAGAGCCAGUAGUAGUGGUGGGGUGGAGGGAGACCUCUGGCAUUUAAAAAUUGUCCUCGAAACCCAUGUGACACCGGCUUCCUAUAGAUCUUGUGACUCUGAUUGACUGAAAUGAUUUGGCUGAUGUUAGUGACCGCUGCCAGGGCAACUGUUUAGCUCUGCAACUGUUGCCUGAGAAAUCCAUACCUUCUAAUUACUGCUCUCAUUUCCCGAAAUGCAAUACAUCCCUCCUACCCCCGGGAUACCAGCAUCUCCGCCGCUCUUAUCGUGCCAUUCGAUUGCGAUUGUUCCACAUCUGUGACCUAUCUACAACCUCCCAAUUAGCCCAUACAGCAGCGACGUCUGUGCCCUUAUCGAUGCAGCUACAGUGGAGCUGCUAAAGCCCAGCGUUAAAAUGGUAAAGUGCGGUGUUUUUUAUUUUUGUUAGCAGCCAGAAUGCAUGAGUCAGUGACUGUUUCUUUAAGAGCAUCGUUUUUUAAAACUGGACUUUUGAAUCGGCCUCCAUGUCACAGAAGACCCUGGUUAUUUAUUCUGAAAGAAAAAAAUUGUCUCUUGAAAUUAUGUUGUCGUCUGGUCCCUCAGCUGCUUUUCCCUGCACUUGUCUACAGUCUACAUCUAAAAUAUCGGGCCUGCUUUUAAAGCUGCAUUACUUCAAGUGGGAAAAUGAGGGAAAAUGCAGAAUAAAAAACCCCAAGGCAAACACAAAAAAACUGAGAUUGGUAGAUUAAAAAAGAGCUGUCACAACUUGGGUUUGUGCCAUUUUUUGCUUUAGUUUCUCUUUCUUUCUUUGUUCAAUUUUGCAUAUAGCUAUACAUAGCUAUGUAUCUUAUUGUUCACAUUUACAAGAUAUAGGUUGUGCGCUGCAGCACUUUUAGGCCUUUGACACAUUUGUUGGUGUAUCAACCUACAGGAAAUAUGCUGCAUCUCCUGCCGUCUCGGAAGGUUGUAAACUUCCCGCUCUCUGGGAAGUGCAGCAAUAGAACAAUUUAAUAGUUUGCAUUUUACCCUAAAGAGCUCGUUGUGUUUAGUUCCCGGCUCUCACAUGUGCUCAGCAUACUAGAACGUCACACCGCCUGGUUAAAGGGCACACUUUUAGCACUGCGUAAAGGUCAGAACAGAAAGCAUGAACAAAGCUGACAUUCUGUAAUUAUAGAGUGCCGCGUGCGCUCGCGACUCCGCUUGGCGAGCGUUACGGCGCGGAGAAGCCGGCUCCGUUCGUGCUCAUGCUUUGAGGAAUCAAAGCGCUUCACCUGCCGUCUUUAUCAGUUUUCUUCUUUCCUCUGCUAGAAUAAAGGGUUUGUUUUUUACCCAACAUGGGUAGUUUGAUGUUUCGUUGGGUUGUUUUUACAGAAUAAAAUCAUAAUAAUUAUUAUUAUUUAUAUUAAACUGAGGCUCUGGAUGUUGUAGGGCGUUUUGGUAAUUAUCAACUAUUAUUACAUGAAUGUGAUGAUCACAAAGAGUCCUUCUGAGUUCCACAGAGUAUUUUUAUUUAGUACUUUUUCUGUCUCUUUGAAAACACCUACCACGCUGUCUCAGAAUGAAGUUCUUUGACCUCCAACCAUUUGGAGGUGCAGUUCAGUUCAAGAAAUUCUAAUAAAAUGUGCUAUGUUGGCCAUUGGAAGAAGAAAAUUACGCUUUAUGUGAGAUUUGGCUUAGAAGUGAGACUUUACAAUAACCUGUGAGGCAAAAGUGUGGCAGAGACACGAGAGACACAACAGAAAUGCGGCUCGCAAACUCCCAUUAACCGCCAUCAAAGGUGCCGACGUGCUCCCGACACUAAAAUGCCUGAACGGCACAUGAACUACAUCUCUGUCUUUCCUCUGCAGCGUCAGCAGCUCUGAGAUCUGCCAGCACCUUUGCGUUUUUGAUUUCUCUGCAGGUUAACUUUUUCACUCCGCAGCAGGCCUGUUUCUGUUUAACAUACAACACUAGCUGUUCACGAUGCUCAAUCGCUUUACUGUACUCUCCAGUGACAGAACCUACAACGGCAGUCGUCUUCAUCGUUGCAAAUAUGAUUUUGUUGCAUUGAAUCUCUCCAUACGAGUGUGGUGUACAACUGCUUCGACUGUACUGCAGUAAUAAUUUCAUAAAGAUUGUUUGUUUUGUUUUGUUUUCUAUCAAUGAAUGUAAAAUCUGUGCAGCCAAGGUAAAUCUGUAAACUGUAACUCACCCAGGACGGUUUGUCGCCACUUUCUUUCUUUGGCCAUGGGUGACAGGGCAGUGCAGUGGUUAAUGCAGACGGCAGAGGAACUGCGGGAUGAUGGGUUCAGACCAUUAAAGAGCCAGUUGUCACUUUGAAGUUUUUUUUUUUCUUCCUUUCUUUAGAAAGACACUGAGCUUGUAAAGAAGAUGUGAGCUCUGCAUGCCCAGUCAGCCCACUGUGAUCUUCUUCUGCUUGAUGGUUCAAACGACACGGAUCCUGUGUCGGAUGCUGAUCUCUUUGAGAUAAUGUUGAAUGUUUGUGUUUUUGUUUUUAACCUCUGUGCUAUGAUUGGCUUAAAAACUCAAAAGAGACUAAAGUUUUUUGACAUGUAUGAAACCUGUUUAUCUGUAAACAAGUUUGUUGUCAGCAGCCUCACACCAGACUCCUACACAAGUCCCAAGCAUUCAAAGCGAUUAGGUAAAUUUAGAAGUAAUAUUGCAGUUUCAACAUUUAUCCAGGGCAGUUCAUCCCUGGUCCACCCACACGGCUGUUUUCAUUAAUUUUUAUUUUGCCGAUCAGGCAUCUUCUCAGGACUGUGUUGGCGUGUACAGACUCCGAGUUGUGCGUUUGCCCCUGUUAGGAAACGACGGACAUACAGCUUAAUGGUAGGGCUGGACAGUAUGACCUGAUAUCUAAAGCAUGUCAUUACUUUUAUCACUUUAAUAAUAAAUGUAACGACAUGUUUCAUGUAUCAUUAGAGCACGAUGCCUCAUUCUUGGUCUUGGCUAACUGCAGUUUGCCGGGUUCAUAAUUCUGGGCUUGUGGCCCAGACUGUAUGCUGUAAUUGGAUAAAUUUGGCCUGUGCGCGCAUUCAAAGCAUAUUUAGCUCUACAAAACUUGAAGAGAAGUCCAUUCAGCCAACUAAUGCUUUAAAAGCCCUACUUAGUGUGCUUCAGCCAUGCCGAGCAGCAAACGCAUUUGCGCUCAGCAGAGUGAAGCUACGCCCAGCUGCAGCUACUGUUGUCCAGUUAGGCCGCCCCAUGAUAACCUCAUCUCCCCCCAAUGAUGACUGAUGGACAAAAAGGUCUUGCUGUUUUCAUCUCAGCUACAUUGUAUCUUAUAAAUGACAACUAUUAACUAUUUUUUGAGAUUAGCCACUUUCUGUGGUCUUCUGUCUGCAUUUAGCUGCCUUUCGUUAGUGUUAAAAGCACUACCUUGGAUGUUUAGUCAGUAUCUUGCAAACAUACUGAAGCAUUUUACUUUUUCUUUUGCAAACCAAAAUUUUAAAGGUGCAAUAUGUAGAACACCUUACUUUAGGGUAGCAGUGGGAAGGUUUUGCAUUAGCAUUAGCAGCUAAUCUAGAUCCUAAGCGGCCUUGUUUUUGUUUCUUAGCCGGUCUUUCUUUAAAACUCACAAUGGGGCACAAACGAUGCUCAUGUCUGCCGUCUGCUGCUAAAAGUUCCCGGUCCUCAGUGUCUGUAUAAAAGAAAAGUGUUUUUGUUUUUUCUCUGAUACUGUGCCGAGUGCAGACUGGAUGCUUUAGUGCAAAGUGCAAUUGUGUAAGAGUACGGGUCAGUGUUGGCAGGUUAGCAUGCCAAAUUCGGUAGAUAUGUGUGCUGUAUAGACGUCUUUGGAAAAGUUAAAUCUAUACAUAUUGCACCUUUAAAUGUCUUAACCUGCACAGCAUGUUUUUGCUUUGAUGCAUUGCUGCUUUUUUUGUUUUCCUUUGUUUUUCCCCAGUGGAUUAGCAUCAAAUCACUGGGACAGAUGUGUUUGUGUACAGUUAAAAAAAAAAAAUAAUGCUGAUGCGUAGGGUACCUUUAAACACGGCUCCUGAUGGAAAUCGAUUGCCUCCUGCAGUCGAUGCUUUACAGAAAGGUUUCCACCUGCAGACCAGUGGGGGUGGAGCUACUUUGUUGUCUGUGCAAUCAGGAUAAGCUAGCAGUCAUUUCAGCGCAAAACUGGAAACUGUACUCAAAAAAUGUUAUAUAUCUGUAGCGGGAAAAUUUCAAGUGUAAAUACAAAACGUAAUCGUUCAAAUUUCUGCUAAAAUAAUUUUUGCCAGCAACACGAAAAACAUCCCAGAUUAAAACCAGUCAAACAUAACCGUUCUUUCAAAUUACUAAGAAACAUACCUGCACAUUCAUUUUCUUCCCCUCUUAUUUACUUUUGAAGUCACAUUUUAAUCAAAACCUUUACUUGGAAUAUAAUAAUUUGAAUCUAUCUGUAAGGCAUUUAUUGUAAAGCAGCUAUGGGGGAAAAAGGGCAUGCAUUUGCUAAUUUAGUCUUGCCAUCCUUAAAUAGUAAAUGAUUAUACCUCUACGGAGCUGGAAGAUGGCCUCAGUGUGCCCUAUUUUGUUUGGUGGAUUAGUGUUAAAUAUUGCUUGGAGGAGGGUUGUAAAGCUGCAGGAAAGCUGCUUUUUGUUUUCAUCGGUCAAACAUGGAAUCACUGGCUUUUUUUCCUCGCUAUGAUGUGUUGAGGAAUCUUUGCCAGCAUUGCAGGAACGGUGGUGGAUGCAUGAGAAUAUAUAUGAAAUGCCUUCUUUCUCUUUUUUAAAAUCAGAAAUCUAGCUCCAGUAUGGGUCCCGUGUUUUUUGUAAGACCAAAUUGAUGCGACAAAUCAAAACCUAAGAGCACAAUACACUCCGUUUUAACGUCGACGUGGGCAGGCCGAAGCUAAAUCUGUUGACUUUCUCCCCUUGGUCUAAACGCAUUAAAGCCCAGCCCUGUUGGUAAACAUGAACUUUAGCGUGUGCACUCUGCUGAUGUCGCAUUACGAGAUUCCUGGGUCCUAAAGUUCAGAUUCUCCAGCCGAUUACCUCCCGCUACCUUUCGGUGUUACCAGGGUGUGAAGUGCUCCUGAGCAGCUCAAAAUAUCUUAGAGGGAGUGUGGAAGUUUGCAAAGGGAAACAUUUAAAGUGUGUACACUGUCACUGCCCUGUUUACCUGUCCAUUUAUUUUUGUUUUUGGUUCGAAGAGAUGGGCAGCUUCCUCUAUUUUGCUCCACUUUCCAGGCCUCAAACUUUACUAGGGUAACACUGAAACUUUACAGUGGCCUUAUUUCACUUUAUUAAUCUCUGUAUUCGCUGGUAGAAAUGUACAGCAGAUACAUGUUCAUAAAGUGUGUUUAGUAACUGGAAACGUUCCUAAUAUUCACAAGUAGACACUAGCAGCAUUAACCUGUACUUAAAAUGCUGUAACACCUAGGUUUAAGCAUCCGAAUAAGGUCAUUGUAAAUUCAGUCAUUACCCCCUCUAUCGUUUUUCCUCCUCCUUCCUUUUUGUAUAGAGGCAUUAUAUAUCUUGAGGAAGUAGGUUGUUAAUAUGUAUAAUUUAGCAGUUGCUGUUCUUUUGUAAAUAAUGAGAAAGUAUUGUGAAUGAUAUUUGUUGAAUGGUUUAAAAAAAUCAUUUAUGGCGAACCUCUCUCGGCUUUUAAAAAUGUGACUACAGUGCAUAUUUUGUAUGUAAGACAGCAGAGUAGGAUGAACAAGCAUUACUAGAAGCUGAUGACAACUACAUGUAAAACUUGAGGAUAAUAGCUUACUGACCUUGUAAUUAUUGAUGUACAUAAAAGAAUGACAAUUUUUUUUGUCUAUUAUUAAAUGUGGAAAUCCA